Messenger RNA from Pundamilia nyererei, 2395 nucleotides. RefSeq names its product solute carrier family 22 member 5-like. The transcript has 10 exons. The record is from RefSeq and is a predicted model, not a curated record. Gene Ontology annotation, cellular component: membrane. Lineage: Eukaryota; Metazoa; Chordata; Actinopteri; Cichliformes; Cichlidae. Bases 47 to 1780 code for a protein of 577 amino acids. Gene Ontology annotation, molecular function: transmembrane transporter activity. Gene Ontology annotation, biological process: transmembrane transport.
GUGGGAGGGAUGGUUUAGUAGUUGAAACAAAAGCUCUGCUUAAGAAAUGCCCACUCCAGUCACCAUUUCAUUUUUCUUAACUCUGGCCCACUGUGUGAACCCUGAGCCGACAGAAACCAGUAAGAUGACGGACUAUGAAACUUCAACGGCUUUCCUCGGAGAGUGGGGAUGUUUCCAGCAGCAGGUGUUUUUCCUCCUUUCUUUGACCGUCAUCCCUAACGGUUUGACUGGCCUUUCCACGGUGUUCCUAGCCGACACGCCGUCCCACCACUGCCUCAUACCCGCGCAACUCAACCUCACCCCCGCGUGGAGAAACAGCAGCAUCCCGCUGGAGCAAGAGAGCAGCCAAGGUGGCGCGUUGGUGCGCAGCAGGUGUUCCAGAUACAAACUUGUUGAUAUCCUGAGUUUCUCUGAAAAAGGCUUGCUGCCCGACGUUGAUGUGAAUCUGUCUACUGUGCCGAAAGAAAGCUGCUUGGACGGAUGGGAGUAUGACCAGAGCAUCUACAUUUCUACAAUCAUAUCGGAGUGGGACCUGGUUUGUGAUGAAAGCUGGAAGAAACCACUGACUUCUUCUUUCUUCUUCUGUGGAGUUCUCACCGGUUCCUUCAUUUCAGGACAGCUCUCUGACAGGUAUGGGAGAAAAAUACUUCUGUUUGCUACUCAGGCAAUUCAGACGGUAUUCACAUUGAUCCAGGUCUUCUCUCCAUCUUGGACGGCGUUCUGCGCCCUGUUCUUUGUCGUUGGGGUGGGCCACAUUUCCAACUAUGUGGCUGCGUUUGUGUUAGGAGCGGAGAUAUUAAGCCCAUAUGUGCGGACUGUUUAUACCACGGCGGGUGUGAAUCUGUUCUUUGCUGGGGGCUACAUGCUGUUGCCAUUCUUUGGUUUCUUCAUCAGGGACUGGAGGAUGCUCCUCUUAGGCAUUUCACUGCCUGGCUUCUUCUUUGUGCCUCUCUGGUGGUUUAUCCCAGAGUCUCCUCGGUGGCUACUCUCUCAGGGAAGGAUAGAAGAAGCUGAGGCCAUAAUCAGAGACGCUGCUAAGAAGAACAAGGUGGAGCCUCCAUCAGUCAUCUUUAGUCCCUUGCAGGAACAACUUAAGCCUGAGAAGAGAAGGGCCCACAACAUCUGUGACCUGCUUCGUUCUCGAAACAUCCGCUGGAUCUCUGUCACGCUGUGGCUGAUCUGGAACACCUUGACCAUUGCCUACUUUGCUGUUUCCCUGAACACGGCAAACCUUCAUGGGAAUGUACACUUCAACUGUUUCCUGUCAGCUCUGGUGGAGAUACCAGCCUACAUUUUGUCAUGGACUAUGUUUCGCUGGUGUUCCAGACGGCUGACUUUGUCCUCAUCGUUGUCCAUGGGAGGGUUGUUUCUGCUACUCAUUCAGCUUAUUCCAACACAUCUGUUCUCUUUGGCAAUAGCACUGGAGAUGAUAGGGAAGUUUGCAGUGACGACAGCGUAUUCUUUGGUCUACGCCUUCACAGCUGAGAUCUACCCAACUGUGCUGAGAAAUACAGCUCUCGGUGCCUGUUCUAUGGCCUCCAGAAUAGGAAGCAUUACUGCUCCGUUCUUCAUUUACUUAAGAAGCUAUUCCGUUUCACUGCCUUACAUCCUUAUGGGAAGCCUUACAGCCUUAGCAGGGUUGCUGAGUCUCCUGCUGCCUGAGAGCUUUGGAAUGCCUUUGCCUGAGACCAUUGAUCACAUGCAGCACUUUCCCGGAUGCUGUCAGAGAAAGCCCUAUACUCUCACACACAUGAGAGAAGAGGAAAAUGCUCCUGAAUGAAAGACUACAUAAACAAGGAGAAAAGUGAAAAUCUGACUUGAUUCGAAUCACUGGAUGAGCAGAGAUUGUGUACUCAUUUCCACUAAGUGACCUCUUUAAGGACGUAGGUAAAAUUAUUGCUGUGUUGUCACUGGAUGUAUAAAAUUAUAUCAGUUCAAGGGGACCAGAGAGGUAAUUUCCUUACAAAACUGGAAAAAAUUUAUUUACAUUAUAGCAAAAAAAAUAUUAUAAAAGGAAGCUUAUACUCACCACCAAUUUGACAACAUUAGGAUGUACAGUAGGAAACUUGAAAGAGUAACUUGCAGAAAGUUUGUAGAAAUUCAGUAAUUUGCUUAGAAUAUAGUGGGAAUACAUAAUGCAUUUAAUGCAUUUUUAAUGGAAGGUUUAUUCAUUAAUUGCUUACCAUGAACCAUGAUCUGACCAUGAUCUGCCACUCUGAAUGACAUCAUACAUGAGUAUGCCAUAAAAUACCCAGAUACCACAAAGUAAUUCUGAUUGUGAUGAUAAGACACCAGGAAGAAGAUCGGCUAGUAGUAGAUUGAUAGUAGAAAAUAGUAGAUCAGCUCAAGGCCACAACUUAAGGGGGACUUGUAAAAACAAACACACAAACAAGUA